AUGGACUUAAGAAAAAUGUAUUCCUUUUUUUUUUAUAAAGAUUAUAUAUCAUGUUAUAUAAUUUUAUGUUUUAUUUUAGUUGUAAAUUAUUCAUUUGAAAUUUCUAUUAAGAAGAAUUAUAACACUAUUUUGUUUGAAAAUAUCAAGUUGAAUAAAACAAAUAAAUAUUAUAAAAACCUAGGUAUUUUUAUAAGAAAAAAUAAAUAUAAAAAACCCUUAGCUUCUGUUAGUUUAUCUAUAAGUAAGAAAUUAUCUAAUAAAAAAGGAGAAACAGAAAAGGAGAAAAAAUAUAACUUCACAGAGAUAAAUAAUAGCAAAGAUGAGAUAAAAUAUUUUGAAAACCAAAAAGAUGCAUUGAAAGAAAAAAAAAUUUACGAUGAGAAAAUAAAAAACCCAACUAAUUCAAACUCUACUUUUAAAAGUCUUGAACAAAAAAUUAAUAAAAAAAAUUAUAUAAGUAUUGAAAAUGAUAGUUCAAGGGAUAACAUUGAAAAUAAAAAUGAAAAUAGUAAAAUAACUAAUAAUUUUAGUAAUGUGAAGAAUUUAAAUAAUAAAUAUAUUGAAACAUUUAAAAGGAGAAUUUUUGAAAAUGAUUUAAUACAUAGUAUUGUUGAUAAAUUUUGGAAUAAUAAAAAAAAACAUGAUAAUAAUAAAGGCAAUAUGAGUCAUAGAAAUGAUAAUAAUAACGACAACAAUAAUAAUGACAGCAAUAAUAAUAAUAGUAAUGAUAAUAAUAAUAAUGAUAAUAAUAAUAAUGAUAAUCAUAAUCAUAAUAGUGACAAUGAUGUGUCUACAAAUGAAAAUAAAGAGGAUAAAAAUGAAGAUGAUAAAGAAACCAAUUUUCUUUUGAAAGCACUAGAAAGUGGCAAGUUUCCAAAUUUCUGUCUUGUUGAAAAUAUUGAUGAAAAAUUAGACAACUUUGAAAUAUAUAUGAAUAAGGAAAAAAUGGAAGAAUUAAAUAUAAGUGAUGGAUUUACUGUUCUAUUAAAAGGAAAGAAAAAGAAAGAAAUGCUAGGAAUAGCUCGAGUUGAUGAAAGUUUAAAAAAAAAUUUUGUUGUUAUAUCUUUUGCAAUGAAAAAAAAUCUACGAUUAAUGCCUAAUGACAUUAUAAAAAUCUAUCCAUAUAUAAAAGUACAAAAAAUAAAAAGUGUAUUAAUAAGUCCAUUUAGUGAUACUGUAGGAGAUCUAAGUAGAGAAGAAAUAGAGAAAGAAGUGAUAAAACCUUAUUUAAAAAAUAGUUAUAAACCGUUAUAUGUAAAUAGUAAUAUAUAUAUAAAUUAUAAAAAUAAUAAGUUGGAAUUUAAAAUAUUAAACAUAGCCACAGAAGAAAAUGAAAGUGAAGAAUGCGGUUGCAUCAAUGAAGGAUCUGAAGUGAAUUUAUCUGAAGAAUAUUUAGAUAGAGAAGAUUAUGAAGAAAAUAAUGAUGAUAUUACUUAUGAAGAUAUUGGUGGAAUGAAAAAACAAUUAAAUAAAAUUAGAGAAUUAAUUGAAUUGCCUUUAAAAUAUCCAGAAAUUUUUAUGAGUAUUGGUAUAUCAGCACCUAAAGGUGUAUUGAUGCACGGAAUACCCGGAACUGGAAAAACAUCAAUUGCAAAAGCUAUCGCUAAUGAAAGUAAUGCUUACUGCUAUAUUAUAAAUGGACCUGAAAUAAUGUCAAAACAUAUUGGAGAGUCAGAACAAAAACUAAGAAAAAUUUUCAAAAAAGCAAGUGAAAAAACUCCAUGUAUCAUAUUUAUUGAUGAAAUUGAUUCGAUUGCUAACAAAAGAAGUAAAAGUAAUAAUGAAUUAGAAAAAAGGGUUGUUUCUCAAUUAUUAACUUUAAUGGACGGUUUAAAGAAAAACAAUAAUGUUUUAGUUUUAGCUGCAACAAAUAGACCCAAUUCUAUUGAUCCAGCUCUGAGGAGAUUUGGUAGAUUCGAUAGAGAAAUUGAAAUUCCUGUUCCCGAUGAACAAGGGAGAUAUGAAAUUUUAUUGACGAAAACAAAAAAAAUGAAAUUAGAUUCGGAUGUCAAUUUAAGGAAAAUAGCAAAAGAAUGUCAUGGUUAUGUUGGUGCUGAUUUAGCUCAAUUAUGUUUUGAAGCAGCCAUUCAAUGCAUAAAAGAACAUAUACACUUUUUAGAUAUGGAGGAAGAAGAUUUUAUUGAAUUUAUGAAAAUUAGCGUCGAUCAAAAGCAAAAGGACGUUUCUAAUGACACAUAUAUUACUAAUCCUUCUGAAAGUAAAAAAUUAACUUACAGAAAUAUAUUUAGGUCUAAUAUAAAAGAGGAUGAUGAAAAAAAAAAAAAAAAGAGCAAUUUUUUUUUUAAAAAAGAUAAUGAAAAAGGAAUGAAUGAAAAAGAUAAAUAUGCAAAGAUUUCUCAUGAAAAAAUAGAUAAAAAAAUAAAAAAAAUACCAUCAUAUAUAUUAAACAAGUUAACUAUAAAAGCAAAACAUUUUCAGCAUGCAUUAAACAUAUGUAACCCAAGCUCUUUAAGAGAAAGACAAGUUCAAAUCCCAACAGUUACAUGGAAAGAUAUAGGUGGUAUGAAUGAAGUAAAAGAACAAUUAAAGGAAACCAUUUUAUAUCCCUUGGAAUAUAAGCAUUUAUAUAAUAAAUUUAAUUCAAAUUAUAAUAAAGGUAUUUUAUUAUAUGGCCCACCAGGUUGUGGAAAAACUUUAUUGGCUAAAGCUAUAGCAAAUGAAUGUAAGGCGAAUUUUAUUUCUGUUAAAGGACCUGAAUUGUUAACUAUGUGGUUUGGUGAAUCAGAAGCUAAUGUUAGAGAUUUAUUUGAUAAAGCAAGAGCAGCAUCUCCCUGUAUUAUUUUUUUUGAUGAAAUUGAUUCAUUAGCUAAAGAAAGAAAUAGUAAUAAUAACAAUGAUGCUAGUGACCGAGUUAUCAAUCAAAUUUUAACGGAGAUUGAUGGUAUUAAUGAAAAAAAGACUAUUUUUAUUAUUGCUGCUACUAAUAGGCCUGAUAUUUUAGAUAAGGCAUUAACAAGACCAGGGAGACUAGAUAAAUUAAUUUACAUUUCUUUACCUGAUUUAAAAAGUAGAUAUAGUAUUUUUAAGGCUAUUCUUAAAAAUACUCCUUUAAAUAAGGAUGUGGAUAUUUAUGAUAUGGCUAAAAGAACAGAAGGGUUUUCAGGUGCAGACAUAACCAACUUAUGUCAAAGUGCAGUAAACGAAGCUAUUAAAGAAACAAUUUAUUUAUUAAAGAUUAGAAAAAAAGAAAAAAAGAAAAAUGAAAAAAAUAAGACUAAUAAAAAUCAAGAAAACGAUUCAUAUGACCCUGUUCCUACACUUUCAAAAAAACAUUUUGAUUUAGCUUUUAAAAAUGCAAGGAUUUCUAUUCAGCCAGAAGAUGUAUUAAAAUAUGAGAAUUUUAAAAAAAAACUUACCUUACAAGAUUUUUCAUAG
Messenger RNA from Plasmodium relictum, 3396 nucleotides. RefSeq names its product AAA family ATPase, CDC48 subfamily, putative (gene Cdc48). NCBI's taxonomy places the organism in Eukaryota, Apicomplexa, Aconoidasida, Haemosporida, Plasmodiidae. Bases 1 to 3396 code for a protein of 1131 amino acids. The transcript has a single exon. Gene Ontology annotation, biological process: retrograde protein transport, ER to cytosol; autophagosome maturation; mitotic spindle disassembly. Gene Ontology annotation, molecular function: ATP hydrolysis activity; ATP binding; polyubiquitin modification-dependent protein binding. Gene Ontology annotation, cellular component: VCP-NPL4-UFD1 AAA ATPase complex; nucleus; cytosol. The record is from RefSeq and is a predicted model, not a curated record.